Molecule: messenger RNA, 1032 nt
Organism: Eimeria mitis
Lineage: Eukaryota; Apicomplexa; Conoidasida; Eucoccidiorida; Eimeriidae
Product: DEAH-box RNA/DNA helicase, putative
Exons: 9
Coding region: 1-1032 (343 amino acids)
Source: RefSeq, a predicted model, not a curated record
AUGAUGCCGAUAGAUACACAACAACAACAAAGAUACAACGCUCGUCGCCGGGCCCCCCCCAGCUCUCCUUCAUCAGCAACAACAGCAACAUCCAGCAGCAGCAGCAGCAGCAUCAGCAGCAGCAGCAGCAGCAGCAGCAGCGCGGAUGAUGAGGGUAGCGACAGCGGCGAUGAAUUAGUCCCCUUGCGGGUUGCAACCAUUCAAGCCCCAAGAACAUACAUGACGGUGGGUUCAGGUACACUGGAGAAAGCGCCAGAGGCGUGGCAGAUGAAGUUCUUUACUCGCGUUGAUGCCGACCCCAACAACCCCCAAGACGAUAAAAAAAACACAAAACAAAAACUGCAGCGUGUGUUUAUACACCCUACAUCUGUGAACUUCAAGACAUGCGAGUUCGAUACCCAGUGGGUGGCAUUCAGCGAGAAGAUGCAAACCACAAAAGUUUUUAUAAAGGAUGUUUCUACUGUCUCCGUUUUUGCCCUGCUGCUGCUCUCCUUUGCUGCUGCUUCUGUUGCCGUUGCUGCUCUUGUUGCUUCUGUUGUUGCUGCUGCUGUUGCUGCUGCUAUUGCUGCUGCAGUUGUUGCUUGUUGUGAGUUGGUUCCCUCACAAGGCCAAGGGUCUGUGUGGCUGGACGGGUGGCUGCAGCUGCGGUGCCCGGGCCUCAUCAGCAGCUACGUGAAGCACCUGAAGGUUUUGUUUCAUUUUUUUCUCAAUGAGUUUUAUUCUCUAUCAGCUGCAGCACUAGCACACAAAGAUAAUACAACUGAGUACCAGCAGCAGCAGCAGCAGCAGCAGCAGCAGCAGCAGCAGCAGCGGGAGGGGGAGGAGGGGGAGGUGUACGUUGCUAGCAGCAGCAGCAACAGCAGCAGCAACAGCAACAGCAGCAGCAGCAGCAACAGCAGCAGUAGCAGCAACAGCAGCGGCAGCAGCAACAGCAGCAGCAGCAACAGCAGCAGCAGCAACAGCAGCAGCAGCAACAGCAGCAGCAGCAGCAACAACAGCAGCAGGUAUAGCAGCAGCAGCACUCGCAGUUGA